AUGGAAUCGCACAGGCAUGAAGAAGGACGCGUUUUACCACCAAGCCCACAACUGGCUCCCAACGCGACGCAAGUCUUUAUUCCUGGUGGGCUAAUCGCUGAUGACAAUGAGUUCGGAACCCUCAUCUCUGCAUCGGUUGCUGAGGAAUUCAUUCCAAGAAUUGGGGCUUCCACUGUUUCAAUCCGCAUAUUGCCAAUUGGUCAGAAUUCUACAACCGCGCUGCAUCGUGCCGUAAAGGCCAUAUCCGAAACUGUCAAAAUCCCUCAAGUCUUCAGAUACAUUGGGGUCUGGCAGGUAUCAUCUUCCGAGACGUGGCUGGUGUCUGAACUCAGGAAGAGCGUGUCUCUGCGUAGUCUCUUCUCGUAUAUUCGUGAUGCCGACGUUGAAUCCAUAAUCGCCCACGUGGCAACGGAGUGCUUGAAGGAAUUGCGAGUUCUCCACAGAGAACACAAUCAACCCCAUACAAACCUGCGACCAGAGAAUAUUCAUUUAUGCGAAAGUGGGACUAUAUCUUUCAGUGACGUGGGGAUUUACCACGUUCUAGUGGACAUAUUACCGUCAGGGCGUUCACUACCGGGAGUAAAACUGUGGCCUUUCCCGAAUGACAUACCGAAGCUCCAUUUUCGGGCUGAUAUUUGGGAUCUUGGAGUCGCUUUCUUAGAGCUAGUCGACGGUGGCGCGGCAGUAGCCCGGUUAUUACGAUCCGGAAGAGACAUUCCAAGCCUCAGUAACCCAUCGCGUUGGUCUCCACAAUUCAACGGCUUUAUCACCGCCAUGUUCUCGCGUCCAAGCAAUCGAGAUAAACUCCUUGACGAAUUGCUAAACCAUCGAUUUAUUGCAGAAUCAACCUCACCUGCCUGCGAGGCCGCGAUGACAGCCUACUUUAAAGGCCGAGACGAACGCAUACAAGGCCAAUUCAUGAAUGAUACGAUAAGUAGUCUGUUUCGCCAGAACUCUGCAGUGGUGAGGGCCCCUCUGAUUAACAUUGAUGACAUUUCUACGGACCAAUUCACUUUUGAUCAUUGGCAAGGGUCUGAUUCAAGCCGUCCCACGGCAGAACUGUCUAUCUUGCGCAUGGUGCAGACAGCUCAGGAACGACCGCUUCCCAGUGACAUUGAGGAAAAUAAGGUCCUCUCCCACACGAUCCGAACGCUUGAGACAUUCCUGGAUACCGCAGACAUGAUAUAACAUUCUCGAAAAGCCACAACGGCAUUCCGAGUCUAAUGCCACGAUCAUCACCGUACCCAUGUUCACUGUAUCAGAUCUGCGAAUCUGUCGACAGAGCUGAUACAGUGAAAUCUGACAUUCAAGAAGUUUGUUCGACAUCGUCAGCAUUGCCAGGCACACUGUUCGUCUCUGCAGGGGCCUGGCGUCAAAUCGCUUUCACUAUGAUGCGGUUUCCGCGCUCGGGUCAAAGGUGAUUGGCAGAUAGGUAAAGGGACCAAUUCCUGUAGGCAAGCUCUAAACCUGAUCAGCGUGCCCUCCGCUCCGUGUCUCGUGACAUGAAUAUGUAUUUUCUAGAGGUCAGUCCUCUUGCCGCGUCCAAUUGACGAAGCCGGCGGGCUUGAAACGACUACCAUUUCGCACUGCAUACUUCGUCGGUAGUUUCGCAAGAUGCAGAGGAGUUUGCAUCUGAUUUAUGAUGAAGACUUUGCGGGAAAUUGAAUAAUCGACUGCUCUUUCCUGUGGGUCCCAUCAGCGUUCAACGAGACAGGUGAUGCUUGUCAUCUUAACCAGGGCACAGUGUCUAGUAGUCUUCCACAUAAAAGAAUCGAGGGUAGGUCCACAGGCGACAAUCCCUUCUUUCU
Molecule: messenger RNA, 1808 nt
Organism: Chondrus crispus (carragheen)
Lineage: Eukaryota; Rhodophyta; Florideophyceae; Gigartinales; Gigartinaceae
Exons: 2
Coding region: 1-1188 (395 amino acids)
Biological process (GO): protein phosphorylation
Molecular function (GO): ATP binding; protein kinase activity
Source: RefSeq, a predicted model, not a curated record